UGCACUUGCAUUUAGUUAAGUAUGUACGAUAGUGAUUUAGAAAUUUGCGAUGAUGAGGAGGAGCACCAUCAGCUGGAGCAUGAAAAACUUUUCUCCGUGGCUACAGAACAUGUGAUGCACAGAGCGAAUGUCUAUGAUGCCAGAGAUUUGCUUGAACUUUAUGCAUUAUACAAGCAGGCAACGAGUGGCGCGUGUCACGUGCCGCGCCCAUCUAUGCUGCAAAUGAAAGCGCGCAGCAAAUGGCAAGCGUGGCACGAGCUGGGCGACAUGAGCAGCGAGGAUGCCCAGCGUGCGUAUGUUGAUAAAGUGAAAAAACUCGAGCCCAAUUGGCUAGAUAACAAACGGAAUAAUGGUGGUGGUGGCAACUCAAGUAGCUUAACCGGUUGGGUGGUGCACUCUAUUGAAUCUGUGCCAAAAGAAGAGACCAACAAGCCGGAACAUCUGAAAACGUUAUUCGAUCAUGUCAAGGAGAAUAAUUUGGAUCGUCUGCGUGAGGAACUGAAACCCGCCGAUCUAACUCAAUUGGAUGAACAGGGUAUGGCACUUCUGCACUGGGCAACCGAUCGCAAUGCCAUCGGUAUCAUUGAGUUUCUAGUGGAGCAGGGAGCCAAUGUGGAUCAGCGCGAUGCAGAGCAACAGACGCCAUUGCAUUAUGCUGCUAGCUGUGGCCAUGUAGAGGCAGUGCACUAUUUGUUAUCUUUGAAUGCGAAUCUGGAGCUACGCGAUGCCGAUGGUCAGACGUGUAUUGAUGUGGCUGAUGAUGUGGAGAUUUGUGGCAUGCUGCAAGCGGAGCUGCAGCUGCGCAACAACAGCAGCAGUAAUUAAAAUGAUUAAAGUGCAAGAAAAAAACUGUU
This is a messenger RNA of Drosophila hydei, 854 nucleotides long. RefSeq names its product acyl-CoA-binding domain-containing protein 6 (gene anox). Bases 22 to 825 code for a protein of 267 amino acids. The record is from RefSeq and is a predicted model, not a curated record. Lineage: Eukaryota; Metazoa; Arthropoda; Insecta; Diptera; Drosophilidae. Gene Ontology annotation, molecular function: protein binding; fatty-acyl-CoA binding. The transcript has a single exon.